GUUCUAGAGAGAGAAAAAAAUCUUAUCUCUGUGAUGAUGUUUCCACGGCAAUGACAGAACAAAGAUCUUUCUUUUUCUCUCUGUGUCAGGAACUUACCUCUUUGAAGUUAUAAUAAUAUUCGUAAAUCCUUUGAUCCUCCUCAUAUUAUAUAAAUUAAUCAGAGAAAAGUAUUUCAUUAUCCCUGUCAUCUUCAUCUUGUAGAAGUGAAGCUCGUCAAGGUGAAACAGAGUUUCUCUGAAUCAUCCUCUGUUUGGAACAGAGUUUCUCUGAAUCGAAGUAGCGACUCGUGUUUUUGAUUCCAUGGCUUUGACUUCGUGCCUAAAGACUGGAGUAGUUCCGAUGUCUCCAACCACCGGGUUGUAUCUUUCCGGCAGCCUCUUGAAGUCGGACAGUGGCUUCGCCGUUCCGACGAAGUUACAGAGCAUUCGAAAAAGUGAUAGAGAGAGGUUGAGAAUCCAAGCCGUGUUCAGCUUUCCUCCUGCGUUCCUAACAAGAAACGGUCGAGCAGAGAAGCAGAAGCAGCUGAAGCAAGACCUUCUCGAAGCCAUUGAGCCUCUCGAACGUGGCGCCACCGCCUCGCCUGAUGACCAGCUUCGGAUCGAUCAGUUGGCGCGUAAAGUGGAAGCAGUGAAUCCAACCAAGGAGCCUCUGAAGUCUGAUUUGCUCAAUGGGAAAUGGGAGCUCAUUUACACAACCUCUGCUUCUAUUCUCCAGGCUAAGGUUAGAACUUGUGUUCUUCUUUUGUUGUUGUCUUAUGUUUUUUUUUUCUUUUUCUUGGCUUGUUGUGUUAUUUCUCUCCGUUUCUUUAAACAAUUCAAACAGAAACCGAAGUUCUUGAGAUCAGUAACAAACUACCAGUCUAUCAAUGUGGAUACCCUCAAGGUUCAAAACAUGGAGACUUGGCCUUUCUUCAACUCGGUAACUGGAGACAUAAGACCCCUCAAUUCAAGGAAGGUCGCUGUGCAGCUCAAAGUGUUUAAAAUUCUCGGCCUUAUUCCUGUAAAUGCACCUGAAACCGCACGUGGUGAACUAGAGAUUACUUAUGUGGACGAGGAACUACGGUUGUCAAGGGGUGACAAGGGCAACUUGUUUAUAUUGAAGAUGUUUGAUCCCACUUACCGAAUCCCUCUCUGAAGCCAAAUGGUUCCAAGCCCAUCAUACAAAUAUACAUACCCCCAUCGCUUGUUCUGUCUCUCUCUUCAUCAUCAUAUGUAUAGAAGAAUGUUUCUUCUUCUACAAACAUAAAAUCUUAAUAAGAUCAAAACAAGAGUCUCAAAUUUUAACUUGGUUCUGAUAGACAUUGCAUUGUAAUCAGAUUUAAAGCUCAAAACUCUGAUAAUCGUUUA
This is a messenger RNA of Brassica oleracea var. oleracea, 1347 nucleotides long. RefSeq names its product probable plastid-lipid-associated protein 4, chloroplastic. NCBI's taxonomy places the organism in Eukaryota, Viridiplantae, Streptophyta, Magnoliopsida, Brassicales, Brassicaceae. The record is from RefSeq and is a predicted model, not a curated record. The coding region runs from base 302 to 1135 and encodes 277 amino acids. The transcript is spliced from 5 exons.